AUGCUAACAAUUUUCUUCGUUCGGGCCUCAUCUUGUUUAACAACGGGUAUAAAUACUGGCACAUGCAGUAACAUCUUCACUAUUCUUCUUGGACAGACGACAUUAGAGGAAAUAAUGCAGCUUCAAGUUUUCAUUCCUUUGUGCAUGGUCUUCUUGUGCGUUGUUGAUAGCCGCAGUACGGAUUUUCAACGACGCCGUUUUCCUCCAGGGUCUCGUGAAGUAACGACCGAGGAGCCCACUCCCACAGAGACCUACCCGUCUUCCCCAGAUGAAGUUCCUGAUGUCGACAUUCCAGAAAUUGAUUACGAAAACUGGCCAUAUGCAAUGAUGGAAUGUAAGUUACAACAAAAGUUGAUCUCUUCGUUUUUCUCAAAUAACCAGAAUAUAAAGAUUUUUUUUUCAAGCUUUUGGUUGGUAAAAUGUGUAACAGCACGACUUGUAACUGGGAGAUCACCAAACAAAAC
Molecule: messenger RNA, 464 nt
Organism: Ruditapes philippinarum (Manila clam)
Lineage: Eukaryota; Metazoa; Mollusca; Bivalvia; Venerida; Veneridae
Exons: 3
Source: RefSeq, a predicted model, not a curated record